Echinops telfairi (small Madagascar hedgehog) is the source of this 534-nucleotide messenger RNA. It is a transcript of the gene C1QTNF8, whose product is annotated as C1q and TNF related 8. NCBI's taxonomy places the organism in Eukaryota, Metazoa, Chordata, Mammalia, Afrosoricida, Tenrecidae. The transcript has 3 exons. The record is from RefSeq and is a predicted model, not a curated record. Gene Ontology annotation, molecular function: protein binding. The coding region runs from base 1 to 534 and encodes 177 amino acids.
AUGGCAGCCCCCAUCCUGGGGCUCCUACUGCUGGCUCUGCCCUUGGGGGCCUGGCCUGGUCUGCGGCUGUCCAGGAGGCCAUGUGUCCACUGUUGUCACCCUGCGUGGCCCCCAGCCACCUCCCCGUACUCCCAUGCCUGGAGGAGAGGGGCUGAGCCAGGACCUUUGCCCAGAGUGAGACCCACCAUCGACAUCACCAUCCUCAAAGGCGAGAAGGGUGAGCCGGGUGCCCGAGGCCGCUCCGGGCCCAGGGGGCAGGAGGGCCUGCCCGGCCUCCAGGGCUUCCAGGGCCACAAGGGCCAGAAGGGAGUAGCUGGGCAGCCUGGGACCCAGUGCCAACACGCUUACGCAGCCUUCUCCGUGGGCCGCCGGGAGGGCCUGCAGAGCGGGGACCGGGCGCAGGCCGUGGCCUUCGACACGGAGCUGGUGAACCUGGGACGAGCCUUUGACCUGGAGGCUGGCCUCUUCCUGUGCGAGGAGCCGGGCAUCUACUUCCUGAGCCUCACGGUGCACACCCCGGACAAGGAGCUGUAG